Molecule: messenger RNA, 3679 nt
Organism: Caenorhabditis auriculariae
Lineage: Eukaryota; Metazoa; Nematoda; Chromadorea; Rhabditida; Rhabditidae
Source: the annotation of a GenBank genome assembly
AUGCUCCAAACCAGGAUACUUCGGAGAAUCUCGGCGAUGACGGCGUCGACGUCAUCAGCCACACCUUCAACUUCUGAAGGGCACAAGGACAGAAGUCGUUACAGGCCUGUGAUUGGCUUGGAAGUUGGGGGAAAUUGGAUCUUGGAAUCUUGAAAUAGUUUUUGUAGGUCCAUGUACAGCUAAAUACCAGAACGAAGUUAUUUUCGAGAACUCCCGCGGGUCUGGAAGCCGGUCCCAAUCGGCUGGUGUCACCGUUUGAUAUGGCUUUGCCUGGAACCAUGCCAGCUUUGAAUAAACAGGCAGUUAUGGUAGGGAUUUCUUGGUAGUCAAAAUUAAUUUUUCAGUCUUGAAUUGAAGGAGAAUACAAUAGCCCUAUCAUGCACUGAAAUCAGAAAAAAAACAUAAUUUUUCAACUUUUCUUAUUAGCUGAAUUUCAAAACAGGAUUUGAUUUUAGCAGUUUUCGGGUCCUGCGAGUGCAUCUAGAGUAAUUUAAGAAAAAAAAGUUUCUAAAUAAAAAAAAAUCUGUUCAGCCCGUCCGGCUUGGCAUACUGUAGGUUUAAAUUGUGCAUACAUUGAUCGCGGUGUUUGGGCGACAUCUUUGUUUUAGAUAAAAACAGACAAUUUCGAAGAAAAACUCAAUUAAAACGUUCAAAAAUAGAAAUCUUGUUUUAAAAUUCAGUUUCUGCCAACGCCAGCAAGACUUGAAAAAUGGCCGAACUUUUAGAAAUCCGUCAGUAAAAAAAAUCGUAUUUUCUGUUAUUUUUCAUCUUUUAAUGUCGAAAAUAGCCGUGCUCAUUUCAAUAAAUAGAAAAAAUGACAAAAAUGGUCAAUUAGGUCUAAACGGUUGUGAAAAAAAAUGAGAUCUUUUCAGCACGCCUUGAAAAUGGCAAAGCUUCUGAAAUGCACAGUCCCAGAAAAAUCCAGAUUCGACAGGAAACAUUAUUUCUACGCGGAUAUGCCUGCUGGGUGAAAAUUGAAGCCCCAAAAAAUUAGAAUAAUUGUGAUCUGAAGGUAUCAAAUAACCCAAACCGAUAUGCCGAUCGCACGCGAUGGCUCCUUCGCUUUCCACGUUUUCGAUGAGCAUGUUGAACCUUAUUGGAAAGAGGUUAUUCAAAUCAAAAAUUGAAAAUAAGAAUCACAAUUUUACAGGUUCCCAUAAUUCAACUACAACUCGAGCAAGACAGCGGAAAGACUAUUCAUCACGGAAAAAAAUGUCAUUAAUUGAUUAUAAUCGUGCUGGUGUGUUUUAAAAAAUUGAUCGGAAUUUCAUGAAUUGAAAACUGGGAUUUAUAUUCACAAGCUAAAUUUUUAAAAAAAUCAACUUAAGCUAUUUUUUUCUUAUUUUUUUGUAAUUCAACAUUUGCACCUGCAGCGGACGUAAGUUAACAGAUUUCAAUUGGAAUAAAAAAAAUAAGAGAAUCGAAAUAUGGAAAAUAAAAAGUAAAAGAACGAAAAUUGCGUCUCGUCGUGGCGGAACCCAUUCGCAUUGGCGCGCCCUUUCCUUUAAGUUAGCAUCUGCAGCGGGAAUAAAAAAUUAAUUUUUCAUUCUUGUUUGAGUUCCAGCUUCAAUUGAUUCUGGCUUUUUUUUUGCAAAGAGAGGUAUACUAUUAAUUGUACAAUUAGGUUGUUGAACGAUAUUCUGGAAAAACUUUUGUUUCAUGAAUUUAAUCAAAUUAUUGAAGGAAAGAAGCUUUCACCUCAAAAAUGUAAAAAAGAACCGUUUUUGAAUAUUUUUUGUUGUUUUAAUGUGGUAAGAAAAAUUGAAUUAUUUUGUUCAAGAGCGAUUCUUUUUUUUUAGUAUUUUUUUAUUUUAAUCAAAAUUUUUGAGGUUGCGCCCUGGUGGAAAUUGUAACGACGCCAUGUCUCCGAACGGCCCUCGAAGCGACUUGCUUUGUACAGCAUCUUCGGCUCAUCCUUAUGCAUUAUCAAAUUUGUUUAGGAGAACUCCAUCGUUAGUUUUUGCUCUGUUAUUUUUUUUUUCAAAGUAAAAACUCCAGGAGGGCAUUUGCGAGUUGAUGCCAAUGUUUCGCUUUCCUACGAUGGGAAACCUGGAACUCGUAUUGAGGUUUUUUAUUUUAUUCUUCAAAGUUUAAAAUUAUUUGAUUUACAGGUGAAAAAUAUAAACAGCGUGCGGUGUCUACAUACGGCGAUCAAUUACGAAAUCGAACGGCAAUUUUCUCUACUUUCUAGAGGCGAAAAGAUAGUCAAGGAGACGAGAGCCGCGGAUCCUGAAGGGUUCCGCCUUCUGAUAUGCUUCGCAAAACGGUAUUUCCAGCCGGACUGUGUCAAUGCGUGAGAAGGAGGACGACACGGAUUAUCGAUUUAUCCCCGAGCCGAAUCUCCCGUUGUUAAAAGUGAAAACUUGGAAAUAGGAAUUUUUAAAGACUCGCCUUUGUAGAUCCAACCAGAAUGGCGGGAAAUGAACGAUCGAUGGGUUGAGACUCAGCCGCCGCCAAGAUUUCAGAAAUUCAGGGAUGAAUUUGGCUUUAAUCCACGAUCUGCGCUCCAUUUGGCGGUAAGAAUUUCUCAAACUUCAUUCCCCUCUAGCUCGGAUCCCAUAGGGGCCCUUAAAGGGUGGCCUCUAGGGACCCCUUUACCAACCCCUAUAGGGACCACUAAAUCUCGCAAAAAAGCCCCCUAUAAGGGACAUGGUAGUCGAUUAUUUUCAUGCGAAGAAACAUUUCUUUGCGAAAAAAAUAAAAAAUAUCCUUUUUUGAAUAAAAUUGAACCACCUCUAUAGGACCACUUGCUCUAGGGGGUCACACCUUAAACCCCUAUAGAGACCACUUUGACUUUACCCCUAUAGGAACCACUUUCGGCCUCUAUAUGGGCUGUUUUCGCCCUAAUUACUCUAGGGACCACUUUUUUGAAUUUAAUUAGUUUUUGCUUAUGAAGUCUCAACACAGCUGUUUUGUUCUAUUUUCGGAACUGGAUCAUUUUGGAUUUUUUGAAGAUUUAAACGAAGCCUGUUUGAACGAUUUUGAAGGAAUAUAUGUCAAGAAGACGUUAUCGUGAAAUAUUUUCUUGUUCGCAAACAGAGUUUUUAAAUUGAGAAUUCCAGGAAGACGAAACUUUGUCAUCUUUCAUUGAACGUUGUGCCGAGCACUUUGUUCCCCUGGAAAAUCUUACCGCCAACGAUAUUUUGGUAUGGAUGAAGGAAUUGAAGACGACGAUGCAGAGAUCAAAAGAUGUUUAUCCGCCGGCGAGGUUUUUUUUUUUGACAUUGAAAUUUUGAAACUAUCAGACCAAAAACCGUAUCCUACAGUUUUGUGAAAUUCAAAAAUUUUUUCAGCAAUCGUUUCGCUGAACAAUUCGUCAGAGCCAUCGACCUCUACAAGAAGAACCGAAUCACGCGUCUGCGGAUGCUCGACUUACUGAGAAACUUGUCAGCUGACCAAGAAUCACGGACAGUCGAUCAGGUUUUUGAUCAACUCCAAAAUAAGUCCAUAUUUUCGAUUUCAGAUCCUUGACGCCGAAGAUUUAUGGAAAAUUGAGAAUGCGGAUGAAAUUGUGUCGGAUCUGCUCAAAUCUCAGGAAAAGAUUUCGGAGAAGGCGCGCCAAGGACACGCCAAAAGCUUUGGACGGCUUCGGAAUUUGGCCGUCGAAGGAUCCCGAAAGCGAAUCGACGUCGAUCAAAUCGAAGCCUCGUUGAAGCGGCUCCUUGGCUUGAAAACUUGA